Messenger RNA from Symbiodinium pilosum, 1533 nucleotides. The record is from the annotation of a GenBank genome assembly. Lineage: Eukaryota; Dinophyceae; Suessiales; Symbiodiniaceae.
AUGUCGGGUGGAAGGAUACUUGACGUUACCGACUCCGGAGAGGUGACCUAUGUUUUUCAACAAGUCGGCGCUGGUCAAGCGGCAGUUUCCCUGCUGCGUGCUUGGACUACAGACGCAUACCACCACUCGUUGGUUUUCGGCCGUGACUUCAAGCAGAGUUUGGAGCUUGUCAUGUUGCCAACUGGCCUUCAGACUUUGACACUCAGCCCGGUUUUCAACUUCAGCUUGGAAGGCGUGGCUCUGCCACCGAAUUUGAAGACCCUCAACCUCGGCAACAUGUUCAACCAGAGUUUGGAAAAUGUUAAGCUGCCAGAGGGCCUGCAGACGUUGACCUUCAGUGAGAUGUUCGACCAAAGUUUGGAGGGUGUGCUGCUGCCGCAGAGCUUGAAAGCGCUGACGUUUGGCUACCGCUUCAACCAGAAUUUAGAGCGAGUCACUCUGCCAAGCAACUUACAAACCUUGAACUUUGGAAGAGGCUUCAACCAGAGCAUGAGCCGUGUGGUCCUGCCCAGCAGCCUGAAGACAUUAACCUUUGGGAGCUUAUUCAACCAGAGCUUGGAAGGUGUCGUUCUGCCUGGCUGUCUGCAGACCCUGACAUUCGGCUUCUUCUUCAAUCAGAGCCUUGAGCCUGUUACGCUCCCCAGUAGCCUGCAAACCUUGAGCUUUGGCCACGAAUUCAACCAGAAUUUGGAGCGUGCCAUACUACCGAGCGGCUUGCAGAUAUUGAGCCUCGGCGACGUUUUCAAUCAGAGUAUGAGACAUGUCACACUUCCGAGCAACCUCCAGACGUUGACCUUCAGUGAGAUGUUUGACCACAGCUUGGACUCCAUCACCUUGCCGGAGACCUUGCAAACGCUCACAUUUGGUGUCAUACUGCCCGACGGCCUUCAGUCAUUGACAUUCGGCAAUGACUUCAACCAAAGCUUGAUAGGCGUCACUUUGCCAGAUAACCUGAAGACGCUGGCUUUUGGCAACAGCUUCCACCAAAGCUUGGCGGGUGUCAAUCUUCCGACCAGCGUACGGACGUUGAGCUUCGGUGAUGGUUUCAACCAGACAUUGGAUUGUGUCGUGUUGCCGAGCAGCCUGCAGACAUUGACCUUUGGCAGCUUGUUCAAUCAGAGCUUGGAAUCCGUCACGCUCCCAGAAGGACUGCAAACACUGGCCUUGGGUAGCAAUUUCAAUCGCAGCUUGGAGCGCGUGGCGCUGCCGGAGAGUCUACAGACACUGACGUUCGGCCAUUGGUUCAACCAGAGCGUGCUGAGCGUCAAAUGGCCAGGCAGCCUGCGAACAUUGACGUUUGGUCAUGAGUUCAACCAGUCUUUGCAAAGCGUCCGGUUUCCACACAGCUUGCAGACCCUGACUUUUGGACAAAGAUUUGACCAAAGCUUUGAGGAUGUUUCUCUCCCGCAUGGCCUGCAAACUCUGACCCUUGGUUCCGAUGUGCUGCACCGUCAAGACUUGAAUGGCAGUUCAUUUCCGAGCAGUCUCUCCAAUUUCCGUCGUCACGACAUAGCAGUUUCCACUUGCAUGUGA